CCCACCCCCCGGCAGGAGCUGCCCUACGGCGGGGGGGUGGCACCCAACAUCUACUACCUCGGUUAUGCGGGUGUGGUGCGGUUCCGUGGCGUGAGGAUUGGCGGCAUCUCGGGCAUCUUCAAGUCUCACGACUACCGGAAAGGCCACUUUGAAUGUCCACCGUACAACCAGCAAACAAUUCGAAGCGCUUACCAUGUGAGGAAUAUUGAAGUCUUCAAACUCAAGCAGUUAAAGCAUCCAAUUGAUAUAUUUAUGUCACAUGACUGGCCAAGGAGCAUCUAUCACUAUGGAAACAAGAAACAGCUUCUUAAAAUGAAAUCCUUCUUCCGUCAAGAAGUGGAGAGCAACACAUUAGGAAGCCCUGCUGCUUCAGAGUUGCUGCAGCAUCUGAAACCCACUUACUGGUUCUCAGCACAUCUUCAUGUUAAAUUCGCAGCUUUCAUGCAACACCAGACAAGUUCCAAAGAAGAGCUACCAAAAGCAACAAAGUUUUUGGCUCUGGAUAAAUGUCUGCCCCACAGAGACUUUCUGCAGAUAAUAGAUGUAGAACAUGAUCCUAGUGCAGGUGACUCGCUGGAGUAUGAUGCUGAGUGGAUUGCAGUCCUCAAGGCCACCAACAGUCUCGUUAACGUGACUGAGAGCUCAUGGAAUAUGCCUGAAAAUAAUGGCCUUCAUGCAAAGUGGGAUUACAGUGCGACAGAAGAAGCCAUCAAAGAGGUGUUGGAAGAGCUGAAUCAUAACCUCAAAAUUCCUUGUAACUUCACAUUGACAGCUGCUUGUUAUGAUCCCAGCAAGCCCCAAAAACACGUGGAACCGGUUCAUACUAUCAAUCCACAGACCACUGAAUUUUGUGCGCAGUUUGGCCUCAUUGACAUCAAUGGCAGGAUCCAGCAAGCUAAGGAAGAGGGCUCAGUACGAGGUGAAUACGAAGAGGAGGAGGAGGAAGAGGAGAUGGACAGCACUGGGUCAGCAGAGGAACCCAGUGAAUAUAAUACGGAUACUUCUGGACUUUCAUCCAUUAAUCCAGAUGAAAUAAUGCUGGAUGAAGAAGGUGGUGAUGAAGACUUGAGUACAUGUUCUGUAGAUCCUUCCCCUGAUCAUCCUCCUGAGUUUUCUGCAAGUUUUUCUGACAUCCGCAUCAUGCCAGAUUCCAUGGCGGUAUCGUCUGACGAUGCUAUGGAUUCCACUAAUGAGGAACUGGAGAAAUCUGGUGUGAGUAAGCAGGUGGAAGAGAAGAGCUUAAAUGAGAGACCAUUAAAGCGCAUUGGCGGUAAUGAAAAUGGAAACAGUGGCAUUAAAAAAAUUAAGAGAAGGAAUCAAGCUAUCUAUGCUGCAGAGGAUGAAGAUAAAACAGAGUAAUACUUCAUAUGAUGUAUAAAUAGUUCUCUCCAUACCUUUUUAUGGGAAAGUGGUGAGAACUAUGGGGGACUAUUUGUGCUUUUAAUAUUACUUGAUCUUAUUAACGUUAUUUUCUUAAGUUGAAGAGGCUGUAUAUCCCCUCCGCAGGGAAGAAGAUUUACCCGGAUUAAACAUCUAAGUCAGAAGCAGACUUUUCCAACAAAGUACUUUGUCAAAGGAUUUAAAGAUCGUGUAUAAUCAGUUGAUUUUGCCUCAGUUUUUGGUUAUUAGUGUAUGUUACUUAUCUUCAGCUGUACCACUAUACAGGAUUCACCAUGCUCGUUUAACAAGAACUCUUGGACUAUGACUCAAGUCAAAGUGAGAGGAUGUCUGACUUAAAGGACUGAAUGAUUUGAUUUUAUUGCAUUUUGGCUUGUUUUUUACUGAACUUUUAAUGCAAAGUAGCAUAUGCAAUAAUUCGGUGAACUAAAUUUGAAAAUAGAAUUCCCAUGAUAACAGAAAGCAAUAGAAGAGUGAAGAUUUUUGUUUCUGUUGAUACUCAUGCCAUAGAAAAACUUCAUGGCCAUAGACAAAAGAGCGUGUAUUGUCCAGUAUUGGCUUUUAAUUGCAGUUUUGAUAGGGAACCAAGUUUCUUAAUUUGAAGCACGACAGUUUUAUGGGGACCAUGGAAGAGUACAUCUCUGUUCUUAAAAACUCACUGGUGUGCUGUUUCUUAAAACUUGAGAAUGACAUCUUAAAAUUAAAACGCAAGUAGUGAGAAUGAACAGCUUCCUUCCUUAGUGCGGACAUCAUCACUGUCACAAUUCUUACUGACUAAGGCUAUGUUGCACUUUCAUAUAAAGUGGCUGAUGUUUAGAAGUUGCUUGAGACAGUAACGCCUACCAUUAUCAUUAGCCCAAGUUUUCACCUGUCACUUUUCAGUAGUGUGUAACUGGCCGAAUUCUUACAAACGGAUUUGGAAUCUUCCAAAGUACCUUCAUAAACUUCAGCUGAGGGAGAACAGGAGCUGCCAGAAUGUAGAUCCUCUUGGAAGGUCUCUUUUUGCUGCUCUAGUUUGCCCUGAGUUAUUAGCAAGCAAAUUGCACUCCUUUGGCCUAAAAGGCUGUGAGGAUAACACAACUUCCUGCUGUCAUGAAAAUGACAGUGUCUUCAAGAACUGUAGUGUAUGUCAUUAGACUCGUUAGUCUUACAUCCGAGUUCUGCUGGCAUUCUGUGCUGAGCUUUCGGAGUCCACAGAUGGAGCGGGACUUCCUUGUGACUGUGCUGCCCUUGAGAGCAGAGGUAGCUCCUGCAUGCUUUUACUCCUCUAAGGCACAGGCACUGUGGAGAAGAAAGCAUCCUGUUGGAAAGAGGGAACCAGACAGGGAGCCGUGAGUGAAAUGGACUGGUGAGCGUAGCAGGGAAGCACUUUAAGGUCCAGACUUCCAUCCCAAAAAUCACUUCCACAUUCUGGGGUUCAUCUUGGUUCCUCUCCUGUCAGCCGUUCACUAUGAAAACUAAAUGUGUAUAAGUAUUCAAGAGCUAGGAAAUGGCAAAAUUAAUGCUCUCCGCGUUUCUGAUUUACGGCUUUAUACUGGUGGGUUGAUGCCAUUAACAUCCUGGGUUUUUUUCCAGAGGAUGCUAUCUUGAUUACUAAAUUAUUAUGUGGGCCCUCUUAAUACUGCUCCUGUAUCUCUGUGCCUGCUCAUCUGUCGGAACCAAAAAGAAUGUGGUACAAUGUGAUGAAAAAUGGGAAGCGUUUGGUGUAACCCUCAGGUUUUUUGGAGUAGCUGUGAGCUGUCAGCUAGAUUGCUGAAGAGAGAUCAGUAUCUUUAAGGGUCCUGGGUCUGUGAUGCUCAAAUCUUAAUCUUGCCUCAGGAUCUGAAGACUACAAUGGAAAUAAAGUAUUUUUAAGUAUAAAUUUUGUUACGAACUUGAAAAGUCUCUCAAGAAAUCUGAGCAUGGUAUUCAGCUGUCAAAUUCUACAUGAACUGGAGUGGAAGAUGUAUGUUAUAUGUAAUAAGACAUUUUAGACUGACUUCAUAUAUUUUUAAAGCAAACUAUUCUGUCUUGUGCUGUUCCCCAUCCUCCCCUUUCUGCUAAAUGUGUUUUGGCUUUACAAGAUAGAAUACUGAUUUUUUUUUUUAUCUUUAAAGAUUUUUUUUUAAUGAACUAUUUCAGUAUCCAUUGAACAGCGCAGCUGAUAAAUAUACUUAACAUAAAACUUUCUUGAGUAUAAACUAUCUCUGAUCUAUGUAGAGUUACUGUGCCCUUUCUUGUGGUUGUUCACACUCUCUUUGCAGUUUGAAGUGUCCAGCUCUGCUGUGCUCUCGUCUGUUCUGGAUUUUCCCUGUCAGCAAGAUCCUCUGCUCCAUGUAGAAUUCAAUUGAAGCUCUGAACUUGAAGCUUCCCCAGUAAAAAAAGACCAAAUACUCCAAAAAGUAUGUAGAACACUAAAGAAGGCUGAUAAAGUUUAAUUGGUCUGAAGUCUCAAGAGUCUUCCAGUCCUCUUUAAAAGAAAGCUUUAAAGACUUUCUGAAAACUUUUGACUUUUUAAAUUUUGGUGAGAAACGUGGAAAAUGCUUCUCAGACCCUUGUACAAGUUAUAAUUACAGAUUUUUCAGUAUAUGAGACUUGUACUUUGUCUAAAAAUGCUUUUGCUGUUGCCUAUAAAGUGCUUGAGAAAAGCCUUCACCUAUUUCAUUCUAGGUCAGCACACAGGUAUUUUGUUCAAAGCAUGUUAUUAAUCUACUUGGGGAAAAAUGAAGGAAAAGGGUGUAGCAUUU
Molecule: messenger RNA, 4124 nt
Organism: Egretta garzetta (little egret)
Lineage: Eukaryota; Metazoa; Chordata; Aves; Pelecaniformes; Ardeidae
Gene: DBR1
Product: debranching RNA lariats 1
Exons: 7
Biological process (GO): mRNA splicing, via spliceosome
Cellular component (GO): nucleus
Molecular function (GO): RNA lariat debranching enzyme activity
Source: RefSeq, a predicted model, not a curated record